Molecule: messenger RNA, 1465 nt
Organism: Acanthisitta chloris (rifleman)
Lineage: Eukaryota; Metazoa; Chordata; Aves; Passeriformes; Acanthisittidae
Product: interleukin-6 receptor subunit beta-like
Exons: 9
Biological process (GO): cytokine-mediated signaling pathway
Cellular component (GO): external side of plasma membrane; membrane
Molecular function (GO): protein binding; cytokine receptor activity
Source: RefSeq, a predicted model, not a curated record
AUGUUUUUUGGGUGGAACUGGGUGGCCCAUGGCUUCUAUCUGCUGUUGAAUAUUUGUGCUCUUGAAGCUUCAGAUGGACUUGUGCAGUCAUGUGGCCACAUCAUCCCGGAGUCUCCUGUAUUGGCCCUUGGGUCCAAUUUCACAGCAUUAUGCAUUUUGAAUGAGAGUUGUCUUGACUUUGGCAACAUCUACGCUAAUCAGAUUAUCUGGAAAAUUAAAAAUAGAGUGGUACCUAAAGAGCAGUAUCGUGAAAUAAACAGAACAGUUUCCAGUGUCACAUUUAAUGACACUUCUUCACUAGCUACUCCUCUGACAUGCAAUGUUUUAGCAGAUGGACACCUCGAACAGAACAUUUAUGGAAUUACAGUUACAGUAGGCUUGCCCCCAGAGAAGCCCAAGAACUUAAGUUGCAUUGUGCAUCAGUUAUCGGAAUUCACAUAUAGUAUGACUUGUACCUGGGACCCUGGAAGGCAUACAUUCCUGGAUACUCUGUUCAGGUUGAAAUACAGAUGGUCGCAGGAGGAGUUUCCUGACUGUAUACCGAAAGGUGUAAAUAAUUCUUGUACAGUUCCUGAUCCUCAGUUCUUUGUUAACCUGGAGGUCUGGGUAGAAGCAGCAAAUGCUCUUGGGAAAGCUGAAUCUGAUCCUGUUGUACUUGAUCCCAUUGAGAUUGUUAAACCACUGUCUCCACACAAUUUAUCAGUUGAUUCAGGAGUACUUCCUACUGUUCUGAAGCUUUCCUGGGAGAAUAGGAUUUCAGUCCCUAUGAUGGAGCUGAAAUUCAAUAUUCGCUAUAGGAUCGUUGGUGACACGAAGUGGAUGCAGGUUCCUCCUGAUGAUACAGCUUCCACAAGAACUUCAUUCAGUCUUCAAGGGCUCAGACCCCACACAGAGUAUGUCUUUUCCAUUCGUUGCAUGAAGAAAGAUGGAGCGGGCUACUGGAGUGACUGGAGUGAAGAAAAAACUGGGUCCACCCCUGAAGAUAAACCAUCUAAAGGACCAGCUGUAUGGAGGAUCAUUGAUGCAUCUCCCUCACCAGCUUCCUGGACUGUGCAUCUGAUGUGGAAGGCACUGGAGCCACUUGAAGCCAAUGGAGUAAUCUUGCAUUAUGAAGUGACUGUCAGAUCUAAAUCAUCUCCCUCCAUUCCACCGGAGAAAUACAGUGUCACUACCACCAACCUUAACCUAAAGCUGCGAAAUGGAACUUAUGAAGUGACUGUGAUUGCCUGUAACAGAGCUGGGGCAUCCCCUCCAUCAGUUUUACUUAUCCCAGCAAGUAAUUCAAAAGCUCCUGUGAAGAAUCUUAAAACACUACCUAAAUAUGGCAAGCUGUGGGUGGGGUGGACAGCUCCCAACAGUUACGUUGUUAAAUAUGUGAUCGAAUGGUGUCUGAUGUCCAGCAGCUCAGACUGCACCAUAGAAUGGCAGAUUGAACCAGGAAACAUUCAAGGAAUAUACUUAAAAG